This is a messenger RNA of Amphimedon queenslandica, 348 nucleotides long. RefSeq lists its product as uncharacterized. Gene Ontology annotation, molecular function: nucleic acid binding. Lineage: Eukaryota; Metazoa; Porifera; Demospongiae; Haplosclerida; Niphatidae. The transcript has a single exon. Gene Ontology annotation, biological process: DNA integration. The record is from RefSeq and is a predicted model, not a curated record. The coding region runs from base 1 to 348 and encodes 115 amino acids.
AUGUCCAUCCUCUCCAUGGCUAGGAUCCAUAUAGAUCAUGCUGGUCCUUUUAUGGGGAAAACAUUUCUCAUCAUUGUUGACGCACAUUCCAGAUGGCUAGAAGUAGAGAUUGUCAGUUCUACAUCAGCUGGAGCCACUAUUCAGGUUCUAAGGAAGCUGUUUGCUACGCAUGGAUUGCCUGAACAAGUAGUCUCAGACAAUGGAACAGCUUUUACUAGUCAUCAGUUUAAAGAAUUUAUGAGUAAGAAUGGUAUCUGUCACUCCCUAACUUCCCCAUAUCAUCCUCGUUCAAAUGGUCUGGCAGAACGAGCUGUUCAGAUAACUUUGAUAUUACAAAGUUAUCUUUGA